Molecule: messenger RNA, 2388 nt
Organism: Daphnia magna
Lineage: Eukaryota; Metazoa; Arthropoda; Branchiopoda; Diplostraca; Daphniidae
Product: protein atonal homolog 1
Exons: 1
Coding region: 418-1392 (324 amino acids)
Molecular function (GO): protein dimerization activity
Source: RefSeq, a predicted model, not a curated record
GUACACCGUCAGCAGUCGGUGCAGUCACACGCUCAUAUCACUCCACUGCGAGAGAUAGGGACCAUCUACGCACUUAACGCGCACUAUUACAACAGCAAGAAGAAGAAGCGGUUUAUUUCUUUCAAAAUUGUUUUCGAGUUUUAGGGCAGUUCAAAAAAAAAAAGGAAAAAAAAGGCACUUGGCUGUCGUUCACAUGCAUUUCUAAUCGCCUGCCAACAAGACAACCGGUCAUGAAGAUCCUUAGUGUUUUAAAUUGAAUCCGAGUGCUCUUCUUUUCUUUUCUUUUUUCUGAUUCUUUGAAUUGAAAAAGAACUGAAUCAAAAUAAAAGACAUUUGAAAGAAAAGGACUGAAAAGAAGAAGAAAACUAACGAGCAGAUAAAAGCAAACAAACAAACAAAAAAGGGGGGCAAUACGAAAUGUCUUUGGAAAUGUACUCUCAGUUCGGCUCCAGUGAUCUGAUGGGCAACACAGACGCUCAUGGAUAUUAUGCACCGGCCGCCUAUGUCGUUCACGACGUUUACCACCACUCGACGGGUUUUACGGCCGAGGAAGGCGUCCGCCACAACACUAGCGCGAUUAACAGCGCUAACAAUGGCGGUCAUAACAACAACAACAACAACAACAACAAUAGCUCGGCCUCUUACGACGAUCCAAAUUGCCAGAGUCCCGUCUCGGCUCAAUCGUGGGCAAGUCUGAGGUCACCCAGUUCAUCGCCGCGGCUACUGACGGAAUUGCGGCCCGGUAGCGACCAGCUGCCACAUCCGCAUCGACCUGUUGUUGUUGCCGCUCUUGGACCUUCCAGUAGCACUCCGGUCGGAUCUGUCGAUUAUUGCCUGCUCGGAAUGGAAGGGCCGGCGUCCGUUGUGGCGUCGGAUGGCAAGUACAGCGCGUCGGUGAUUACCGAUCAGGAAGAAUCGAACGCUGGUGAGUUCGGAGCUUCGUCUAUGUGGACGGAUGAUGGCGAAUCGGAAGCUACGAUGGAGUCCAAUCCGGCAGGACUGGAGUCUUCUGCCAGUCCGUCAACUGAGGCCAUGAACGAUGGACGGACAAGACAGCCGACUGAGCAGAAAAGACAACGCAAAACGCGGACGCCUCGGACGCCUAAAAACAAUUCGAAUGGAAGCAAUAACAGCGGAGGGAGCAACAGUAGCGGCGGAAGCGGAAGCCGUCGUCGUUCAACCAAAGUGCCGACUGUCGAGGUGGUGAAGAAGCGCCGGUUGGCUGCCAACGCCAGAGAACGCCGACGCAUGAACAGCUUGAACGAUGCGUUCGAAAGACUACGUGAGGUCGUGCCCGCACUGGGCAGCGACCGCAAACUUUCCAAGUUCGAAACGCUUCAAAUGGCCCAGACUUACAUCGGAGCCUUGGCCGAACUUCUUACGAGGCACUGAUGGAAUUCUUGUUUCGUUGCAUUCGGUAGGACAGGUCUACGUUAGGCCCAUUUUUUUUUUGUUUCCAAUGUCAACUACCGUGACGUGUAAAUGUUAUUCUAAAAAUGAAUUCAUCUGCUAAUAGUCUUAUUAAUCGACCCACCCUCCCAUUUUUUUUUUGGAAAGAAAUUUAAGAUUUAAAAAAUAAUAAUAAUAAUACUAAUAGGAAAUUAAAAAUAGCUAUGAUAGAGAGUUAAAAACGAUCUAUAUUUAUAUUGUCAAACAAAUUUAUUGUUGUUUUUGUUAUGAUUUGUUCGUUGAAAUUGAGAGCGUCUCCGAAUUUGAAAUGCCACAUUUGUUCAAUUUCAAUUUCAUUUUUUGUUUAAAAUCUUGUUUUCGUUAUUUGCCACUUUUUUAUACAUAAAUAUUGUUACGUGCUACAUGCCGGCCUCCCCUUAAUAUUGUACGUUUGGUUGUGUUUGCAAAAUAGCGUUGUGCGAUAGCUUUUCGUUUCGGUGUCCCAUCGAAUGGCACCUGAUUGGAAGGAGACGAUAAAGUAUUUUUGUUGUUGUUGUUGUUGUUGAUAAAUGAACUCGAGAUCAAUUUGUCUUUUGUGUAACGAGAUCAACCCUGAAAAAAGAGAGAAAAAAAAAAAAGGUUCACUAGUCCCUCUAUGAAAGAAGAACAAAAUCCUCACAAAGUACUGAUUAUAUUUAAUGCGAUUUACAUCAUAGAGAUUUUGCCUUUGUGUUAUCUUCAACUCUUUUUGAAUCUAAAUAAUUGGAUAGUUGGAAGUAAAAAGCUUUUUUUUUUCUCUCCCACUCUUUUUGUCCUUUUCUUUCUUUUGAGAUGACAAAAGCAAUCCAGUAUUAAUGAUGAUGGCGUUUUCCUUUUUUAUUUUUUAAAAUGUUUUUCGUUGUCGCUCUUCUUCUUCACCCUGCCGCAAAAAUGAUGACUUCUCUCUUGUUCUCGUUUGGCGCAAUAAUACAAAAAAAAAAGAUUACGUUUCAAUGAUGA